Messenger RNA from Girardinichthys multiradiatus, 3087 nucleotides. Its product is annotated as noelin-like. The record is from RefSeq and is a predicted model, not a curated record. The transcript has 6 exons. Bases 188 to 1552 code for a protein of 454 amino acids. Gene Ontology annotation, biological process: signal transduction. NCBI's taxonomy places the organism in Eukaryota, Metazoa, Chordata, Actinopteri, Cyprinodontiformes, Goodeidae.
UGGUUUCCACUCGACUGGUUUUUGGCGUUGCAUCAGAGAACAAGGAGGAGAGGGAAGGAAGAAGAAGAGGGGAGCAGAAGGAUAGGCAGAAAGCAGGUGAACCUGUAACCAUAUAACUUGAUAACUGAUCAGCUUUAGAAAGAGGUGUAUUGUGCUGGAUGCGAGUUUAUAUUUUUAGGAGAAACAGAUGGAAUCUGAAGAGAAUCUGCUGAAUGUUUUUCUGCAGCUGCUGCUGAUCGGCUCUCACUUCACUCUGGUGGGUCCCUCACCCCCUGAGGAGGGCUGGCAGGUCUACAGUUCAGCUCAGGACUCUGAAGGUAGAUGUGUUUGCACAGUUGUGGCUCCACAGCAGACUGUGUGCUCCAGAGAUGCUCGAACCAAACAGCUUCGACAAUUGCUGGAAAAGGUUCAGAACAUGAGUCAGUCUAUUGAGAUUCUGGACCAGCGGACGCAGAGGGACAUGCAGUUUGUCGAGAGGAUGGAGGUCCAGCUGAAAAGUCUUGAAAACAAAUUCAAACAAGUUGAGGAGGGACAUGAGAGCAACAUUGCCAGGCAGUACAAGUCCAUUAAAGCAAAGAUGGAGGAGCUGCGUCCUCUUAUCCCAGUUCUGGAGGCUUAUAAGGCGGAUGCUCUGCUGGUCCAACAAUUUAAAGAGGAAGCAGCGAAUGUGACAGAGCUGCUGGGAUCACUGCAGGAACAACUUGGAGGACUGGACUACCAGGAGCUCCACAGCCGGGUGAUGGACCUAGACAACCGUCUGCGCGCCUGCAUGCAGAGGCUUGCUUGUGGCAAACUUACCGGAAUAUCUGAACCAAUAACAAUGAAAACAUCUGGGUCCAGAUUUGGUUCAUGGAUGACAGACCCACUGGCUCCAGCUGGAGACAACAGAGUGUGGUACAUGGAUGGUUAUCACAAUAAUCGCUUUGUCAGGGAGUACCAGUCAAUGUAUGACUUCAUGACAACAGAUAACUUCACGUCCCAUCGCCUGCCUCAUCCAUGGUCUGGUACUGGACAGGUUGUUUAUAAUGGAUCCAUUUACUAUAACAAGUUUCAGAGUCACACCAUCAUCAAAUUUGACUUCAGCACCUCACUUAUCAGUCGCUCACGACAGCUCGACUUUGCUGGUUACAAUAACAUGUACCAUUACUCAUGGGGUGGGCACUCUGACAUCGACCUCAUGGUGGACGAAAGCGGGCUCUGGGCCGUGUAUGCAACCAAUCAAAAUGCUGGUAACAUUGUUCUUAGCAAAUUAAGUCCAAACACUCUACAAAUCAUCCGCAGUUGGACAACCAACCACCCAAAACGGAGUGCUGGUGAGGCCUUCAUGAUCUGUGGAACAUUGUAUGUCACCAAUGGUUACUCAGGAGGAACAAAAGUGUACUAUGCCUACUCCACCAACUCUUCCACCUAUGAAUAUAUUGAUAUUCCCCUGACCAACAAAUACAGCCACUUGUCCAUGCUUGACUACAAUCCUAGAGACAGAGCACUUUAUGCCUGGAACAACGGCCACCAAGUUCUGUAUAAUGUAACACUUUAUCACAUAAUACAGUAACAAAGACAUCACUCUCACUAUCCCCUUAGUGUCAAAGUUUAAUUAUAUGAUUCUCACAUGAAAUUACACAUUUCCUAACAAGGAAAAAAUAAAAUUUUCAACUAGCCAUCACAUACCUUGACGUGUAGACAGCUGAAAGUGAAAAGUAAUUAAUAGGAUAAUUUAUGCGCUUCCAGGGUGGACAGAGGUGUUUCGAUCACUGACUCAAACGGAUAAAAACAGCUGAAGAGGAUCAACCUAACAGAAAAAAGACUGUUCCUGUCCCCAAUAACCAGUGUUAUUACAUCUCUUUAUUACACAAAAGUUCAAAGCUGUUUGUCAUCAUGGGGCAUUAGAGUAAGAUGUCAAGCAGUAUCAAUCAUAAACACAAAAUUAAAAAAACACACUCAGCUAUGAGAAAAUUCUGAUUUUAUUAGUAUUAGAAAUCAUCACCACUCCAGAUAAUUAAUUAGGAUGUAUGAAGUGAAUGUUACCCAGAGCUUUUGGCUUUGUAUUUCUAAAAAUCAUACCAACUUUAAAGCUGGCCUGUUAAAAAUAUUUCUGUUCUCAGUCAUAAAAUAAAUAAAUAAUAAAUGGUUAUUGACAUUGUGACAUCUAAUUCUUUAAAAACUAAUCUGUUACUUUAAAGGAGUCAAAAAAGUACAAGUGUUUCAAAUUUAAGAAAUCUUACAUGAACCCAAUACAGCUGCUUUUUCUAUUAUGCCAAAUCAAAGACUCAUCAGGCCUUUCUCGGUGCUGGAAACACCAAACAAAGCGCUGGACUGUUAACUUUUAAAUGUUGAAAUUUUAGUUUAUUGUUAAAUCAUCAUUUUUAGGUAAUUGACUCUAAUCUUUUCACACAGUUCCUUUUAGGACAUUAAGAACAUGGUUAAUUGGCUUUCUAACUGACAACAAAAUGAACAGAGGAUAAUGAGUUUUCCGGGACUAUUUUCUUUUGAAUGUAAAACUCACAGUUGAAUUUAAUGAUUUUUUUCUGAAUGUGACUUAUAAAACUGCAAUAGUUUUACUGUGCUCUUUUCCAAAAAUAUUAUUGUUAGAACUUUUUGUAGAACAAACAGAACUUUAAAAUCUGUAAACUUUUCUGUAACAUCAGUUUUUAGUUUGUGAAAGACUGUAAUAGCACUUUGUACUAAAAUCUUAACCCUUGCAGCUGAGUCACUAAAAAGCACCAUAAAACAUUUGAAUGAUGGUUGCUGUAUUGUUUGCUACUUUACUGAGAUUUUAGACAUGCAAGCAACAUAUAAAAAACAUUGUUAGAGAUUCAGCAAACUUACUUUAUUUACUGGCUUCUGAAAUAACAUUGUUCUUGUUGGUGUUUGGUGCCAUGUAAAGUAUUCAAAAUUAAACUAUUAAAUAUUCAUUUGAAAAACACAAUUAGAGCAUUCUUUAACAGUAGUCUUUGCUGGUCUGUUCUUAAGAGUUAUUAUUUUUUGCAAGGGGUUUGUGUGGAUUCUGUGUAACCAUUAACGGAAGUACAAGUCAUCGUAAAUGACUAUAGUAUUGUGUUGAUUUAGUAAAUAAAAUUGACAACACUG